AACCAAUUGUAGUGUUUGCGUACGAUGCUACGAUGUGACUUAUAAAACUAGUGUAUUCGGCGCCUGAGUGGCAACUUAUCUUUUGUCUAAGCCCGUAUGACCUAGAUAAAAAUAGAUACCUUUUCAGUACGUCGGUCAGCAGAUACAAACAUGAAGAAUGCGGCACAGUUGCUAUUUCUGUUUGUUCACUUGGCAUUCGUUGAGAACAUCGAAAAAUCGGCCAACUUCCAGACGGUCGUAACGCAAGCGAAUUACACUCAGAAUCAUAAAGUGACAUUGGAUUUUAAUACCGAACACAUUCUCAUUUAUCAAUCGACAUCGACCAUCAAUCCGCAUAAUGUUUACGUAUGGAGCGACCAGACGUUCUUUGAACAUCCCGUUUUCGUCGUAAUUAGGCAGCAGAAAUCUAUAACAUCAUGGCAGAUACCGAUGUCUUUGGAAAGACGAGCGGGCGGUAUUUUGGAAUUCGCCUCGACUUCCAGAAUUCUGUGCCACAACAAGAUGGACGUCAUAGCACAGCUGCCCCGAAAUGAACGAAACCUUUCAAGCGAAAAUUUCCACGAAGAGAUUUCCAUUGCGGUCGCAACGUCGUCUAAACUACCAACGUCGGUGAUUAUUCGAGUCGAUGAAUUCGAACACUUUUUCGUGGAAGAGCUAAAGACGUACAGGGUGGGCGCCGCCGCUAGUCAUCCCAGAUACUUCUACUACAAGUUUCCCGAUCCGAGCCAUGAAAAUUACAGCAGUUCGGUUGUUUUGGAACUAACGUCGAAAGAUACCACGUGUAUGGUGGUCUCUAUUCAAAACGCUUCGUGUCCCGUUGAAGACAGUUUGAAAGGAAUCGCAUUCAAAGGCAUGUUCCAAACAGUUCAAUCAAAAGGAGGGGUUAUUGUGAAAGAAAGAGAUUAUCCCAAUGGUUUUUUCAUUGUGAUUAUAGUACACGGGGAUGAUUCUGGGUGUAAUCAAGUCAGUUCAACUAUUCCAAAAGCUUCAAGAGGAAUAAGCACGAUCUACAAUUACACCACAAUCGUUUCAUUUCAAAUAAAGCCUACUCUUUCACACUCUUCAUACUACAUCGCAGCGUUUUCCACGUUGAUUGGUUUGCUAAUUAUUUAUGUUGUAUUUAUAUUAUCUACAUGGGGAUUUUACAAGUACGCGAAUUUGUGGAGGAAAAAUGGCGGAACUGCUCCUGAAGAUAUUACACUGGAAGAGGAAACCUGUCAGACGGAAUUCGAUGAACCUGACACUAAACUCACAUCAACAAUUCUUACCCUAAAUGUCUUGGCAACGAAGGGCGCAAAACAUUACGAGAAAAAAUCUUACACUUAUUUCUGGCAUGUGCUCAGUAUUGCAAUUUUCUACGGAAUUCCAGUGGUACAAUUAGUGAUUACUUAUCAACGAAUGCUGAAUGCGAGUGGAAAUUUAGACUUUUGCUACUACAAUUUCUUGUGCGCCCACCCCUUUUUUGACAUCAGCGAUUUCAACCACAUAUACUCCAACAUUGGGUACGUGUUCAUGGGAGCGCUCUUUUUGCUAAUCACUGCCUAUCGCCACCGCUACUUGGUGCACAAAAGAGGCCACGGGAUUCCAAAACAUUACGGUUUGUUCUACGCCAUGGGUAUGGCAUUAAUAAUGGAAGGGAUAUUGUCAGCCAGUUACCACGUCUGCCCCAAUCAAUCUAAUUUUCAAUUCGACACAAGCUUUAUGUACGUAAUGGCGGCACUUUGCCUCGUUCAACUGUACCAGAAACGGCACCCUGACGUUAACGCGGACGCUUACGCCACAUUCGUAGCGUUGGGAAUUGCAAUUUUUUCCGCGAUGUUGGGGGUUUUAAACGGUCAUAUCGCUCUCUGGAUUGUUUUUAUUAUCGUAUACAUUUCUUUUUGUUUUUACGUUUCGUUUAACAUAUACUUUAUAAGUUAUGUAAGGAAAGGUUUAACUAGCGUGUAUGAUGAAUGGCAGGAAGAUCGUGAUGUAAAGAAGGCACUUGAACCUAGACGGAAAGCUCACUUUAUCAUAAUUAUGGUGGCCAACGUACUAAAUGUAAUACUGGCCUGGAUGGGUAUUGUGUGCCAUUUUAUGGGUACAGACUUUGCAACAUUUCUACUGGGACUUCUGAUGGGUAACACGAUCAUGUACGCAGUCGUAUACAUAAUUAUGAAGUAUGUGAAUCAUGAAAAACUAUGUGCGCAACCGAUCUUAUAUGCAGUACUGGGCAUGAUUAUUUGGGCGUUUGCGGCGUAUUUCUUUAACAGCAACACUUCCUUAUGGAGUGUGUCUGCAGCAGAAUCCAAGGAGUAUAACAAGCACUGCAUUGUAUUAAAUUUUUAUGAUAAUCAUGACGUUUGGCACUUAUUAAGCGCCGUCGCACUAUUCUUCAGUUUUAUGCUGCUGUUAACUUUAGACGAUGAUUUAAUUAAUACUCCACAUACCAGUAUUAUGGUAUUCUAAUGUGUCAAUUGUGAGGCUUAAAAAUAAACAAUGAAAUGGUCA
Molecule: messenger RNA, 2490 nt
Organism: Photinus pyralis (common eastern firefly)
Lineage: Eukaryota; Metazoa; Arthropoda; Insecta; Coleoptera; Lampyridae
Gene: Sira
Product: SID1 transmembrane family member 1-like
Exons: 14
Coding region: 151-2448 (765 amino acids)
Cellular component (GO): membrane
Source: RefSeq, a predicted model, not a curated record